Messenger RNA from Puccinia graminis f. sp. tritici CRL 75-36-700-3, 1095 nucleotides. RefSeq lists its product as uncharacterized. Gene Ontology annotation, cellular component: SNARE complex; endoplasmic reticulum. Gene Ontology annotation, biological process: retrograde vesicle-mediated transport, Golgi to endoplasmic reticulum. NCBI's taxonomy places the organism in Eukaryota, Fungi, Basidiomycota, Pucciniomycetes, Pucciniales, Pucciniaceae. The record is from RefSeq and is a predicted model, not a curated record. The coding region runs from base 1 to 1095 and encodes 364 amino acids. The transcript has 4 exons.
AUGGUCUCGAGCAGCAGGACCGACGAGUUCAAGACAGCCAUCCAAUCCAAGAGGAAAACCAACAGCCCACCAACCACUAAUCACAAACGACCAUCCAAGACGAGUUCGGAUGCUUGGACUAAGGAAGCUCAGCUGGUUGCCAACAACAUCCAAGAAUUGAUCGAUUUUCUGAGUAGUAUCAGAAGAGCCUAUCUAGAUCCGAGCCAAUCGGGCACAAGUGGACAGUUCUCAUCAGCUAAUUCUAGCGAACGAACGGUCAAUCUCUCGAAGGGCUUCCAAGGGUUUUCGAACGUCAGAUGGUUCAGCGAGAAUGAGAAAGACCAAAUUGAUACCUUGGUUGCUGUCGGACUGAAGAAAUCCGUUCAGGGUGUUAGAGCACUCGAAGCUGCCGAAAAAUCUCGGAAAGCUCAGCAGGAUAAUGAACAGUCUAACGCUUUGAGUCGAUUUUUGGGGAUCUCGCUAAGCUCACAAUCGAUAGCCAAGGAACAAUUUGAUGGUCAUCGAGCCUCAAUCUUAUGGUUUUUGAACCAACGAUUGACUGAUCUUGGUAAAAUGAUUAAAGAUCAACAAGAGACUCGCGCCAAGAAGAAAAUGGAAAAGGUGAUGAAAAGCGGUUUAGCUGGAUUGAUGAAUGCGCCAGGUUCUUCCAUGGGUCCACAUUCAGCCCAGUCAAACGAGAAGGCCGGAGUCCCGGCAAUCUAUCGGCCGAAGUUUGACCAGCUACUCGAUCCAGAAUCGAUGGAGGAGCCAGCCAUAGAGAACACAUUGACGAGUGCACAGAUCCAGCAAUUUGAGAAAGAAUCAACCGAGGUAUUGAAGGCCACCGAAAACACCUUGAAGUCGAUCAAACAGACCGAAUCCUCUCUCCUCGAGAUCUCGAACUUGCAGACCGAAUUGGUCUACCAUCUCACUCAACAGAACGAAAUGAUCGAUCAGCUUUGGGACGAUUCGAUCAUCUCCACUGGGAAAAUCAAACAAGGCAACCAACAACUCUUGAGUGCAAGCGAAUCUAAUAAGGAGAGUCGGAUGUGGUUGUUAGUCUUUCUACUAGGCUCUAGUUUUGCGUUACUUUUUGUGGAUUAUAUGGCUUCUUGA